GAAGCAAGUACGACAAAGAUGCAUCAUCGACGUAUAAGAAAAAUGGGCGGCGCUUCAAGAUGACUUACGAAUCUGGAAUGGUGCGGGGAACGUUGAGCAGAGACGACCUGGGCGUGGGAGGAGUCUCCAUCAGGGGACAACUGUUCGGUGAAAUUACGCACACUACUGGAGACGUCUUUAAAGUGGUCACCUUCGACGGAAUUUUCGGCCUCGGCUACCCGGACAUCUCCGAAAAGGACGUCGUUCCGCCGUUCGACAACAUGCUCAAGCAGGAGCUCGUCACAGAGCCCCUAUUCUCUAUGUUCCUCAGCAGCACGCCCAGCCAACAGGACGGAGGUGAAAUCCUUUUUGGUGGCGUGAACAGUGAGCGAUACACUGGAGACAUCACCUACACGGGCGUUACUAAGAAGGGCUACUGGCAGUUCAGCAUGGACGGUCUGCAGGUAGGAAGCAAGUCGAUAGUGACCAGCCCCACCGAAGCUCUGGUUGACAGUGGCACUACGGUUAUGGCAGGACCGAAAGAAGAAAUUGAACGCAUCAACAAGUAUCUCAGAGCUACUCCGGGUCCUCGAGGAACUUACCGUGUAAAGUGCAAGAAUAUUCCUAAUAUGCCCAAUGCUGUCUUCACCAUUGCUGGCCGGCAGUUUGAAUUCGAAGCCAAGGACUAUAUUCGACAGGUCCAGUCUCCUGACAAGGUACGCUGUUACAGUGGCUUUGAAGAGUACGCCGGAGGAACCGUCUGGAUUCUGGGACAAGUCUUCAUGCGUCGUAUUUACACGAUUUUUGACCGGGGCAACGACCGCAUUGGGUUCGCACAGGUUGCCUGAGAACAGUCUGCACUGAUUGGAGCAACGACAAAAAGUAAUAAAGAGUUAAAGAACAAUAAAGUAAUAAUAAAAUAAUAAAGAGAGAGCUCUAGAUGAUAAUGCA
This is a messenger RNA of Rhipicephalus microplus (southern cattle tick), 930 nucleotides long. Its product is annotated as lysosomal aspartic protease. Gene Ontology annotation, cellular component: lysosome. The record is from RefSeq and is a predicted model, not a curated record. Lineage: Eukaryota; Metazoa; Arthropoda; Arachnida; Ixodida; Ixodidae. Gene Ontology annotation, biological process: cell death; proteolysis. Gene Ontology annotation, molecular function: aspartic-type endopeptidase activity.